This is a messenger RNA of Dunckerocampus dactyliophorus (ringed pipefish), 6634 nucleotides long. It is a transcript of the gene ntn1a, whose product is annotated as netrin 1a. The record is from RefSeq and is a predicted model, not a curated record. Lineage: Eukaryota; Metazoa; Chordata; Actinopteri; Syngnathiformes; Syngnathidae. The coding region runs from base 150 to 1988 and encodes 612 amino acids. Gene Ontology annotation, molecular function: protein binding. The transcript has 7 exons.
CGCUGACGUAGCUAACUAGCUAUGCUGUCAGUUGGAUACUGGAGUGCUGCGGGAAUGAUGACUGCUUUCUGUGACGUACUAUACUGCAUUCCCACUCAUGCGAAGCUGCACCACUACCACAGACACUUUUGGACCGACACGGACCGAACAUGUUCCGGGCUCUGGAUGCUGCGCUCACGGUGCUCCUGACCGCUUCGCUGUCGUGGCGGAGCACCGUGGGAGGCUACGGUGGUGGUGGUGGAGGUGGCAUGGCUCUUUUCGCUGCUCAGACCUCACCUCCGGACCCCUGCUAUGACGAGCACGGUAACCCUCGCCGAUGCAUCCCGGACUUUGUCAACUCGGCCUUCGGCAAGGAGGUGAAGGUGUCCAGUACCUGCGGGAGGACGCCCGGCCGCUACUGUGUGCUCAGCUCCGCGGAAAAGGUAGACGAGAGGACCCGGAACUGUCACACCUGCGACGCGUCUGACCCCAAGAGGUAUCAUCCUCCGGCUUACCUCACCGACCUCAACAACCCCCACAAUCUAACCUGCUGGCAGUCGGAGAACUUCAUCCAGUACCCGCAGAACGUCACACUUACCCUCUCCCUGGGCAAGAAGUUCGAAGUCACUUACGUGAGCCUGCAGUUCUGCUCGCCUCGACCCGAAUCCAUGGUGAUCUACAAGUCCAUGGACUACGGCAAGACGUGGGUGCCCUUCCAAUUCUAUUCGACCCAGUGCAGGAAGAUGUACAACAAGCCCAACCGGGCCGUCAUCACCAAGCAGAAUGAACAGGAGGCCAUCUGCACGGACUCCCACACGGACAUGUUCCCGCUGAGCGGCGGCCUCAUCGCCUUCAGCACGCUGGACGGAAGACCCUCCGCCCACGACUUCGACAACUCUCCGGUGCUACAGGACUGGGUGACGGCCACUGACAUCCGGGUGACCUUCAGCCGACUGCACACGUUCGGCGAUGAGAACGAAGACGACUCGGAGCUGGCCCGGGACUCGUACUUCUACGCCGUGUCCGACCUGCAGGUGGGCGGCCGGUGCAAGUGCAAUGGACAUGCGUCCCGCUGCGUCAAGGACCGAGACGGAGAGCUGGUGUGCGAGUGCAAGCACAACACGGCCGGGCCGGAGUGUGACAGGUGCAAGCCUUUUCACUACGACCGGCCGUGGCAGAGAGCCACAGCCCGGGAGGCCAACGAGUGUGUCGCCUGCAACUGUAACCUGCACGCCCGCCGCUGUCGCUUCAACAUGGAGCUGUACAAGCUGUCGGGGAGGAAGAGCGGAGGAGUCUGCCUCAACUGCCGCCACAACACGGCCGGUCGCCAUUGCCACUACUGCAAAGAAGGCUAUUACCGAGACCUGUCUAAACCCAUCUCACACAGGAAAGCCUGCAAAGCAUGCGAUUGCCAUCCCGUGGGUGCCGCUGGCAAAACCUGUAACCAAACCACAGGACAAUGUCCCUGUAAAGACGGUGUGACUGGUAUCACGUGCAACCGCUGCGCUAAAGGCUACCAGCAGAGCCGCUCGCCCAUUGCCCCCUGCAUAAAGAUUCCAGUUACACCUCCUACGCCACCAGCUAGCAGUACAGAAGAGCCCUCAGACUGUGACUCUUACUGCAAAGCAUCAAAAGGCAAACUGAAAAUCAACAUGAAAAAGUAUUGCAAAAAGGAUUACGCUGUCCAGGUGCACUUCCUGAAGGCGGACAGGGCCGGUGAGUGGUGGAAGUUCACCGUCAACAUCAUCUCCGUUUACAAGCAAGGCGAGAGCCGCAUCCGCCGCGGGGACCAGUUCCUGUGGGUCCGCGCCAAAGACGUGGCCUGCAAGUGUCCCAAGAUCAAGCCCGGCAAGAAAUACCUUCUGCUGGGUAACGACGAGGACUCCCCCGGUCAGGGUGGCGUGGUGGCGGACAAAGGCAGCUUGGUUAUCCAGUGGAGGGACACGUGGGCACGCAGGCUCAGGAAGUUCCAACAGCGCGAGAAGAAAGGCAAGUGCAAGAAGCCAUAGAUGGAAAAAGACGCAGUGGGGGGAGGGAUUCCAGUGGAAAGCUGAGCGGAGCAUUUCAAAAGAAUGAAACAGAGACAGACAGAAGACUACACACAGAAGGGACUGUUAACGUCGCUGCUUGUUUUUUGGGGUUUUUUGAGUAGCAUGAAGAGAAUUAUUUAGGAAUUCUUCUCUAGUGAACUUUUGUUGAAGGAGCUCACCUUGCAGGUUUGGGUCCACCUUUUCUUUUACUUUGACAUCCGUCUCGCUUGUGGAUUUGCCGAAUUUGCACCAGUAUAUGUAAGGUUACAUGUUUGUUUUACGCUAAGUUUAAAACCAUUAUUAUAGUUUAUGUUUUCAUUUUAUUUGUUGGUGCAAAAAUGAAAGCUAAAGCCACUCAAUUACCACUAAAGUUUUUGAUAUGUUUUGGAUUCUUGACCAACAACCUAGCUUGUUUUAUAUGAUCACACUUUCGGAAGCAGUAUUUUUCAGAAUUUAAAAAUAUUACGAUGUGGUGAAACAAAUCAAAGCAAAGAGGACUUCAGAUGAACAUUUGUGUUCCCAACACUAAAAACACUACCUGAGGGGUUAAAAUUAUUAACCCACUGAUACUGAACAAUACUGCACGUGUUCUUUAUAAGAGCUUAGUAGGCUGUUUCGAAAAUGGAUGACUUGGCUAUAAAGAUGCUUCUCCAGUAUUACAUCCCAUAGAUAAUACAGAAUGUGUGAUUUGCUUUACACCAGCAAAUAAUAAACUCUAUCAGAAAUGUACUGCAUGUACACGUAAGACAAAAGAAAAUCACUAGCCUGUAUUUCCAAUUGACUGAAGAACUUUGUAGGUAGGAGUUGAAGAAAUUAGAUCACAAUUUGCAUUAAGAAUAAAAUAAGAAAUCUACAUCAUGUCACUGAGGUUACUACAUAAUUACGCAAGAAGAAUUUAACAGGAUUUUCUACAUUAAGCAAUGCGGUUUAAUUACUAGAAAAUUAAAAACAUAUACUUGGAUUAGUAGAAAAAAUGUUUUUUUAAUGAAAUAAUGUUAAAAUAAUAUGUACUGUUUGCAUUCAAAUCAUGCCAAAAUACACUCAACAAAAAUAUAACAUUUUUCAUGGGCUGAACUCAAAGAUCUAAAACUUCACUCUACUUUGUGCUUUGAAUUUUGCGGCCUCACUCCAUCAUCCAUCCAUCCUUUUUUAUCCGGGGCACGGAGGCAGCAGUCUCAGUAGGGAAGCCCAGACUUCCCGGUCCCCGGCCACCUCUUCCAGUUCCACUAGGAGGACACCAAGGUGUUCCCGGAGCAGCUGUGAGACAUAAUCCCUCCAGCGUGUCGUAGGUCUGCCCUGGGGCCUUCUCCUGGCUGGGCAUGCGCCUCACCAGGGAGGCAUCUGGGAGGCAUCCGAACUAGACGCCGGAGCCACCUCAACUGGCUCCCCUCGAUGUGAAGGAGCAGAGGCUCUACUCUGAGCCCCUCCCGGAUGACUGAGCUCCUCACCCUGUCUCUUAGGGUGAGUCCAGCCACUCUACAGAGAAAACUCAUUUCAGCUGCUUGUAUCCGCGAUCUCGUUUAUUUGGUCACAACCCAAGCUUAUGACCAUAGGUGAGGGUGGGAACAUAGGUCGACUAGUAAAUUGAGAGCUUUGCCUUCCGGCUCAGCUCUCUCUUCACCAUGACGAUCCGGUACAGCGAGCGCAUUACUGCAGACGCUGCACCGAUCCGCCUGUUGACCUCACACUCCAACCUUCCCUCACUUGUGAACAAGACCCCGAGAUAUUUGAACUCCUCCACCUGGGGCAGGCCCUCGUUCCCAACCCAUAUUGUGUAAUCCACCCUUUUUCGACUAACAACCAUGGCCUCGGAUUUGGAGGGGCUGAGUCCCACACCAGAACCUUUAGCUUAAACACUGAAGGUCACAGCCCAAUGAGGCCAUCAGGAUCACAUCGCUUGCAAAUAGCAGAGACAAGAAUUUAGAAUUUUAGAAUUUCUGUCCAUGAAAAUUAUAAACACAAUCGGUGACAAAGGGCAGCCUUGAUGGAGGCCAACGUUCACCAGAAACAGGCUCGACUUACUGCUGGCAAUGUAAACCAGGUUCCUGCUCUGGUUGUACAAGUACCGAGUGGCACGUAGUAGCGCCCCACCAAUCCCGUUCUCCUAGAGCACCCCCACAGGACACCGCGAAGGACACGGUCGAAUGUCUUUCCAAUUCCACAAAGCACAUGAAGACCGGUUGGGCAAACUCCCAAGUACCCUCCAGUACCCUUGCAAGGGUGUAGAGCUGGUCCAGUGUUCCGCGACCGGGACGAACACCACAUUGCACCUCCUGUAUCUGAGGUUCGACUAACAGUUGUAACCUUCUCUCCAGCACCCUGGAAUAGACUUUCCCAGGGAGGCUGAGGAGUGUGAUCCCCCUAUAGUUGGAACACACCCUCCGGUCACCCUUCUUGAAAAUGGUGACCAUAACUCCGAUCUGCCAAUCCAUCGGCACUGUCCCUAGCUUCCAUGCAAUGUUAAAAUACAUGUCAGUCAUAACAGUUCCUCGACAUCCAGAGCCUUGAGGAAUUCAGGUAAAAACUCGUCCAUCCCCAGAGCUUUGCCUCUGGGGAGCGUUUUGACUACCCCGGAUACCUCAGCCAUGGUAAUGGGACUGUCCGUGUUUGUGUCCUCUACAAAGGUACAGUAUGUUAGUGGGAUUGAUUCAGUGGGCGGGCGAGAGGCGGGGUACACCCUGGACUGGUCGCCAGCCAAUCGCAGGGCACAUAUAGACGAACAACCACUCACACUCACAUUCGAUUUUGAGUCACCAAUUAACCUAACAUGCAUGUUUUUGGAAUGUGGGAGGAAGCCAUGGUACCCGGAGGACAACCAUGCAUGCACAAGGAGAACAUGCAAACUCUACACAGAGAUGUCCUGUGGAGAUUCGAACCCAGAUCUUACAGAUCCCCUGACUGUGUGGCCAACAUGCUAACCACUGGGCCACUGUGCGGCAGGCACCCAGGCACAAUAAUCCCUAAUAAAAACCACUCAACUCUGAACCCACGACGUCACUUCCUGUCCACCCUCCACUCAUUUAUAGCAACACACACAGGCAUAUUUGUAUAUGCUUAUUUGUGUCUUUAAAUAAGAUAUCAAAUUAAAUAAUGGUUUAUUUACUCUUACAUUAUGUGUACUAAAUUGGGUAAUACGAGUGUAAAAGUGACUAUAGGGGUGCUAUCUCAUGUCUAGCGGGCUCUAACAAUGUUAAACCCCGUAUUUACAAGGUCGGAAACUGGUUUUCUUUGCUUUAACUACAAAAACAUUCAACUUAUAACUAAGGAAUCCUGCUUUGUAAAAAUUCACUUAUCAUGGUCGGAUCUGGAACCAAUUAACCGCGAUAAACGAGGGAUUACUGUAUACAAAAGGCCUAUUUCUCUCAAAUAUUGUUGACGAAUCUGUCUAAAUCUGUGUUAGUGAGAAUUCAUAAUUCAUCCACUUCACAGGUGUGACAUACAGUAUCAAGAUGCUAGCACAGGUGUGCCUUAGGCUGUCCACAAUAAAAGACCACUCCAAAAUGUGUAGUUUAACUUGAGCUAGGCCUUUUGAAACAGUUUUAGAUCUUUGAGUUCAGCUCAUUAAAAAUGGACGCAAAAACAAAAGCGCUGCGUUUAUAUUAUUGUUGAGUACAGAUAGUUUUCAUGACAAACGUGUUUUCAUUGCAGCCAUAUUUGCGGAGUGUGCCACAGGUGGAAUGGGCAGCUCGUACCAAUAUGAAAGUAAAACAAGCUCAGCAUUUUGUAGUUGCUAUAAAAUCACACCAUGGCUUUACAAGUGUGUCUCAAUCAGCCAGUCAUAUUCAUUCCCGUGCAGAACUGCGUGGCUCCUUGACUCCAAGCUCAUUGUACAUGUAUUUGUGUGCAUUUUAUGUUGGAAUCAGCAAUUACAAAAGCCUUGUUAUGUAUUAUUGGUCAUAAAUAAGUCACAUUCUGUUUUUUAUUAAACAGUGAUGUGGAAAAAGUGUUCUCAGAAGCCCAGCAAUUUCAUAAAUUGUUCAAAAUUUUGGAGACAUUUCGCAAUGGACUGAAAUUCCUCCCAUCUUAUGUCAAAUUAUAAAUCCUGCAGAUUCAAUAAUGGAUUCAGCUAUGUUGUACAUUUAGGGUUUGAUUCCGUUGCAGUGAUGAAGUCAUUACUCCGCUAUUUACUGACUGCUGCUUCAGCAGAAACAAUAAACUGGGAACAUACAUUGUAAAUGUACGUUUCUUUCACAUAUCAGUGUUUUUGUGUUUGGCACAAUGUAACUUAAUAAUAUCAUACUUCUGUGUGGCCUCGUGCUGUAAAUUUAAGAACCAUGUCCUGAGCAAAGGUUUGGAGAGCUUCCUCUCAAACGUGUUGCUUUGUGUUCAUACUAUGAAUUGUAAAUGUUGUUUAGUUGUCACUUUUGCAAAGCCUUUUUGCAAUAUUGUUUUACAAUGUGUACUAAUAUAUUACCGUUAUUAUAUAUAUAUAUAUGAAUAUAUUUAAUGACACAAAACAUUGUGGAUUUCUUUCUCAGCUCUUUUUUUCUUAAUUGCUUGUCAUUGUUUAGCGUGUUGCCAUUAAUUAAAGAAGGAAACUAUAACUACUGAACAUACCAACUUGGUAGAGCUAAAGGCAGAUUUUCAAAUAAACUCUUGUUACACUGAAAAAUUGUUGUUUAAUU